AUGGGAACUAUUCAACGCCUUGUGAACGCUGCAUUUUCAAAGUCAGUAGCCAGUAUGAAAGUGAUUCUGCUGAUUUCACUUCUUUUUGUCAUCGAUGUAUUAUCGCUCAACAAAACUUGGAUUGCCGACCAUUCUGGAACCAACGUAAUCGGAGGCGAAACAGUUCUGGGAUCUAAGGAAGUAAGGAAGAAGGUUGAUAUGAAAAAACACAAAUUUCCUUUCCUUCCUCUUAUUCCUCCUGUUGUAGUAGGCGCUGCGCUCCUUGGUGGGCUUGCAGUGAGAGCAAUUAGAGGUUAA
This is a messenger RNA of Necator americanus (New World hookworm), 297 nucleotides long. RefSeq lists its product as uncharacterized. The transcript has 4 exons. The record is from RefSeq and is a predicted model, not a curated record. NCBI's taxonomy places the organism in Eukaryota, Metazoa, Nematoda, Chromadorea, Rhabditida, Ancylostomatidae. The coding region runs from base 1 to 297 and encodes 98 amino acids.